Molecule: messenger RNA, 1008 nt
Organism: Aspergillus steynii IBT 23096
Lineage: Eukaryota; Fungi; Ascomycota; Eurotiomycetes; Eurotiales; Aspergillaceae
Exons: 4
Coding region: 1-1008 (335 amino acids)
Source: RefSeq, a predicted model, not a curated record
AUGACGUUAGCCUUUCUUGAAGAGCAGCUAGAGGGGUACACAGACUCGGAACUGGCUGAUCACAUUGUAUCCUCACCGCGGUGCGAGUCUACCUCGCGGGUAUUCCAUCUCUCCUCGAAUCUCAUAGCCAAGCAUUAUAAGCCUUUAGAGCUCGAAGAUGCUUUGAAAGCUACCGAAGUCGCCAGCCAACUUGGGAUCCGCGGUCCUUGCGUACGGAGGACAAUCAAGGACCAGCACAAUACUUACAUGAUUAUGGAUCGCAUCGAGGGUACUACAUUAGACGUUACCUGGAAAGACUUGGGCUGGUUCAUGACAGUCAAGCUUGCUCUGCAGCUUCGCCGCUUCGUCAAAACCCUGAGGUCUGUCACCUCACCAACGGCCGGAUCACUCGCGACAGGCGAAUGCAGGUCUUUUUGGCUCGAGGACCGCUACGUGCCUGUGACCAUCGAGCCAUUCGUCUUGACUCAUCAUGAUCUCGCGCCACGCAACCUUUUAGUUUCUCCAUCCGGUCAGCUCUCGCUUCUUGACUGGGAUCUGGCGGGCUUUUAUCCUGUUAACUUCGAGUACGCAUCUAUGUACAAUUUCAACAUUCCUGAGGACUGGGGGUUGAUGGCCCGUUUACGGUGGCAUCUCUUUGUGUGGAUUGGGGUUGGAUAUUACGAGACUGGCGCUCGCCUGCUACAAAUCAUGCGUGGAUCAGUCCGCCUUGAUAUGGCUCCGGGAUAUGGCUCUGAUGGACAGAGAGGAAAAGUCGAAAUCUCGUCCAAGCCAUACGUCUCGAUGCACAAUGCUAUAAAAACCCUGACCUUCCAUCUCAAAGCUCCGGCUACGGUCGAAACAAUUAUCGACACUAUCAACUCGAAGGGUCGUGAUAAGUAUAAGUUCACAGCGGAGUGGGAAGAGUGCAGAUUUUGGAUCGGUAAGGCGACUUGGGACGCUGUUUCUUUCUACUGGCGCAGCCCUAACGGGUACGAGCCAAGGGAGGUCAAACAGGGGACGUUCUACUAG